This is a messenger RNA of Drosophila mojavensis, 2293 nucleotides long. RefSeq lists its product as uncharacterized. Bases 773 to 1357 code for a protein of 194 amino acids. The transcript is spliced from 2 exons. The record is from RefSeq and is a predicted model, not a curated record. Lineage: Eukaryota; Metazoa; Arthropoda; Insecta; Diptera; Drosophilidae.
UUUUUGGGUGUGCAUUUGUGUGUGCAUUUUUUUUUUUUUAAUAUUAUUUCAUAUGUACUUAGCCGCCUUCUCAGCUGAAUCUUUCAUAUACGAAGCAUUUUUUCAUUAAACGUGCACGACUUAAGUCGUUUCAACGCACAGUGUUUUAAUUUGAUUUUGUAUAAUUAGAUAAAGAUUACAGUAGUGAGAGAGGGAGAGAGAGAGAGAAAGAGAGACGCGAAGAACUAUUGAAAUAUCAGUUCUUCGAAGGGUUCACACGAUUUCAUAGUCGAGCAGUCUCGUCUAGAACUUUCUUACUUGUUGUUUAUUUUAUUAUUUAUUUCGUAAAUAGAAUAAUAAAUGAGUAUACGAAAAUAGUAUGAUAUAUAUACUAAUUAUCCAUCGACUUGACAUAUUUGACAUCUGUCAAAUGUUCUACGUUCCACUGAAAUCAUGGAAUAUAUUGCAAGCCCUUAACACAAUCAAAAGUAACUCCUGAAGUAUGUUCAAAUAGUUAAAGAAAUAUGAAACCUACAAUUCAAGUAAUGCCCAGGGUAUAAAUAAAAACACUCACAUUAAAAUAUGUAAUUACUAAUGGCUAUAUUUGUAAAAAAAAAAUGCUGUGAAAUGCUGGCUAAUGACCGAUUACAAUAUAUACAGCUUUACAGAUAAUUGUAUUGUAUCAUCAAUUAUAAAACAAUUUCCUGUCGCAUUCCAAUGUCGCUUAAUUGAAAAUUAGGGUCAGUCAGAGAAUAGUUUCUAGUUGCACGGGCAUCGUUCAACUUGGCCAAAAAUGAAGCUGCUGCGGAUCAGGGCAUAUUUUCUUCUAAUCUUGGUGUUCGACUGUGCUGGGAGUGGGUGUGCUGAGUAUGUGGUGACCGUGGAUCGGUUUGUCUUCACUCCCAUAGAUCGGGAGUUGAUUCCUUCGCAGAGCGCCACCAUUGAGCAUGUUGGCAAUCGCAGCUACCUCUCUGGGCACUUGUAUUUGGGUAGAUCAGUAGACAACGUUAUUGCACUAGCCUCCUUGGAAAUAUCACGUCCAAAUUUGCCACGUGUUCGUCUCUUCAAUUCCAAAUUCGAUGUUUGCAGCUUUUUAAAGAACACCUACAAAAGCAAAUUUCUUCAGCAGUUCCACUACAGAUUCGUAACCUUCACUAAUGUGCAACCGUCUUGUCCACUUAAGCCGCAUCUGAAUUAUACACUAGAACGCAGCUACAUAGACGAACGCAUUCUGCCCGAGUUGCUGCCCGAGUGCAGCUACUUCUUCAACGUGGAGUUUCGAGAAAAGACCAAGCCACUAGCCAAUUUGCAUAUUUCUGGCCAAUUACAUCCAGUUCUUAACAAGAAAAGGGGACCAAAGAAUCGCGUCAAAAUAUAGAAGUGAUCUAUAUAAUUUAAAAAACUAAUACAAAAUAUCUUGCUUUAAAUGUGAACAUGUAAGCUUGAACAAUAAAUAAUCAGAUGACUUUAAAGCGGGAUUCCAGCCAAUGUUUUUCAGUUCGACUGAGACACUACCUAAGACAAUGACAUUUCGAAAGCACAGAGGGAAUUUAAUAUAAAGAGCGCAUACAAAUUGUCCAACCUUUGGUCUGAUGUAUCCAAAAUCUAAUUAUAGUUGCCACCAUCUACUCAAACCUUCAAUAAGUCGGACAUUAAUUUAAUUGACUAUUUAUGGAUUUAUUUCAGUCAAUCAUUCAGCUUGGAAGAAUUGUUUUGGCACAGAAUUUUUAUGAAACUAAUUUCAAUUAUUCGUCCAUUAAUGUCUGGCUAAUGUCCAAUAUAAUAUUGUUCAAUUGAGGGGGAUCUUGUCGUGGAAUAUAAAAUAAGAGUUCUGGAAUGUGUUUGACAGUUUUAAUAGAUUCUUUUCUCGUUAUGUUAAUCAUAUAGUUUUAGAUAGAUGGAUAGAUGGAAAAAUAGAUUAAUCCAAAAAGCUCCAUUCUUUUGCUUAAAACUUCAUUACUAAUGGAUAGAAAUGACCAAAUUGAUCAGGGAUCAAAUACAGUCUAAAUUGCGAUAAAUCGAAAAAAUGUCUAUCACCUUGAAAGAAAUUCGUUCUCAAUAAUUCUCGAUAGUUUCCAUUUCUAUGUAAAUCGAGAAAUUUUCUCAAUUGUAUCCGAAUGAUAAAAUUGAUGCGUUGACUUUAAAUUAGAACAAAGGUUACAGAUCUGAGCAGAUAAUUAAUGCUAAACAAACAAUUUCAGGCGCGUAUCAUAAUUAGCAAUUUUAAUGUAAUUUUCAGUAUUCGUAGUUAUCAGAUAAUUGGUAAUAAUUUCAUGCAAUGUCCAUUACUCCAUUUGAGACUCAUCUGUCGCCA